CUUUUAUUCCAACCAAGUGUUUUGAUUAGAAACCACGAUAACCAAACUACUGAUCCGCAUUAGGUUUUCAUACAUAUCCAGCUUGCAUAAUAUCGUUGGAAAGGACUACGUGCUGUGUUGCCUGUCGGUUACUGUAUCGUUUUAGUUCCCCUCUCGAAACCAAUUUUAAUUUAUUAUUUUCUUUGACUGCAUCAAGAUAUUAUCAAAACAUUGGGUGCGAUGGUGAUCCAUGCGGAUUCAGUUUUUUUACCGUGUUUGGUUUCCUUGGCCAUCAAACUGCCAUCAAAGUCUUAAAUUGUCAUAACUCUGCCCUCUGAUUGGCCGAACGGCAUAAACUCAAGACACGAGAAAGUCAUCAGGGUUUGUAAAGUGGAGUUUCGUUCAUUAGGGAGAGCACCUCCUCUCGUCAUUCGGCCUUGCAGUGGACCAUCGGCCUUUGAGUCUUCGAUGUUCUUUACAUCCAGCCCAUCUUUGUAGGUGUUAAAUUAUCCCAAACAAGACGUAGAAAGAUACAUAAACAUAAAUACGGAUUUAUAUCUUGCUUCGCUGUUGGAGUUUUUGGAGUGUGUAGGCGGGUGACUGUGCAGUUAAUUCUGUGGUAAUCGUUGGAACAAUCGGUCUUACCAAUGAGGUCUUGUGGUUGGGCGUCUUUGGCUGUCCUUUUGGCGGUUUUUCUUGGAUUUUAUGAGAAUGUUAAUGCAAAGGGAACUUUAUCUAUUCAGCUGCUAGAUUACAAUAAUCCCCGUUCAAAGGAUUAUAGUGGAAGUUGCUGUGACUGUUGCAAGUUUUUUGGGUACUGCCUGAACGAUUGUGAAAACAUUUUUAAGCUGACUGUUACAUCAUAUCCUUACACACAUUUCAGUGCUCUCUCACCUUGGGCUAGAUGGGCGACAUAUAUCAUGGGAGAUGACAGUUUUGAUUUUCCUGGAUUCGGCAACACUGUUGGCAGUGGUCUUACAAACCCCUUGACGUAUCAUUUUAAUCAAAGAUGGCCGGGUGCAUUUUCUAUUGCUCUCGAUGUGUGGGAUUCAGAUAGUGGCAAUUUUCUUGGUAUUGGACAUGAGGAUGAUCUUAUUGAUGUAGUUCGGUAUGAUGUUUCUGAUGCACCAGCACAGAAGGAUUUACAAAGUUCUGUCGCCAAAACAAUUACGUUGACAGGAAAGAGGUCAAGCACAAGAAUUUUGGUCCGUGUUUACUGUGAUGCUAAUUAUUAUGGAUCGGACUGUAAUAGAUAUUGUGUAGGACGGGACGAUCGCUAUGGCCACUACAAGUGUGAUGCCCAAACUGGUAACAAGGUCUGCUUAUCAGGCUGGAGAGGAAGCAACUGCUUGAUACCAAUCUGUUCCCACGGUUGUGAUGCAACUCAUGGUUCUUGUACAAAGCCCAGUACUUGCAACUGUGAAGCUGGUUGGACAGGAGCUCGUUGCACGUCAUGUGUUAAGAAACCGGGAUGCACUGGAAAUGGCUUCUGUGUAAAUGGGAAUGACUGUGUUUGUAGUCCAGAUUGGACAGGGCCUAACUGUGAACAAGACCUUAACCGUUGCCGAGAUACAAGCUUAUGUAAGAACGGUGGUACUUGUAUUAACACUGACCCUGAUCAGUUCCAAUGUGAUUGCCAACCUGGCUUCACUGGUGACCGGUGCCAAACUGAAAUUGAUCUUUGUGUCGCUCAACCGUGUGAAAACAAUGGAGCAUGUCAAAAUUUCCGUACAUAUUACACAUGCUCCUGUCCUGCUGGAUUUCAAGGUGUCAAUUGUGAAACAGAUAUUGAUGAAUGUAAGCAAGACAGGUGCAGAAAUGGAGCUACAUGCAAAGAUAUGGUUAAUUCUUAUGAGUGUUCCUGUACACCGGGAUAUACUGGUCAUGACUGUGAACACAACAUUGAUGACUGCCAAAGAUCUCCAUGUCAAAACAAUGGAACUUGUAUUGAUCAAAUCAAUGCUUACAAAUGUGUCUGUCGUCAAGGUUUUAAUGGUAGCGACUGUGAUACAAACAUUGAUGAUUGUACACCCAUUGCCUGUAGCAAUGGAGGAACUUGUCAUGAUGAGGUGAAUAACUUCCGCUGUAGUUGUUCAGAAGGAUACCUUGGAAGGACCUGUAAUAAUGCCACUGAUGAAUGUUCUACUAUGCCUUGCCAAAAUGCAGCAACUUGUACUGAUCUGCACCGUGACUACAAUUGCUCAUGUCCUGUUGGUUUCACAGGAAAAGAUUGUGAAACCAACAUCAAUGACUGCACUUCACCAUCACUGUGUGACCAUGGAGUCUGUCAAGAUGGAAUCAACAACUUCACUUGUGACUGUCAUGAAGGAUUUACAGGAAGGCAUUGUGACAUCAACAUUGAUGAUUGUCAGGGAAAUUUGUGUAAAAAUGGAGCCAUAUGUGAGGAUGGAAUAGCACAAUACACAUGCAAAUGUGCCCAAGGCUUUGAGGGAAUGUAUUGCCAAAAUAACACUGAUGAUUGUGUAUCAGCAGUGUGUCUAAAUAAUGCUACGUGUGUGGAUCAGAUUGCAAAUUACACGUGCAACUGUAGUUUGGGCUUUACAGGUCGUCAUUGUGAGUCCCCAAUAGACUACUGUGCAGAGAGGGGUUGUAACAAUAGUGGAACAUGCAUUAAUGAGCGAGCUGAUCGACGCUGUAUUUGCCCUCCUGGAUACAAUGGUUCUAGUUGUGAAAUUGAUCCUUGUAUGAGGAUGCCUUGCAACAAUGGAACUUGUAGUCUGAGAAAUGACGGUGGCUACAAAUGCAACUGUCAUAACAUCUUUACAGGGCCACAUUGUGAAAUUGAUAUUGACUACUGUGAUCCCAGAAAUGACCUGUUUUCCCAGGAGGGUCAGGGAUCUUGGACUGAGUUUGGCUACUGUGGACAGCAUGGAACAUGUGUCGAUGGUCGUACUUCAUAUUCAUGUCAGUGUGACAGAGGCUGGACUGGAAAAAAAUGUGAUGUUGAUAUAAAUGAGUGUGACCCAAAUCCAUGUCAGAAUGGUGGGCAAUGCGUGGAGCAAUUUAACGCCAGUUAUGUAUGUGGAUGUGCUGCCGGGUAUGCUGGAAUGAACUGCACAGAAGAUAUUGAUAACUGUAAAAAUAAUUCAUGCCUGCACGGCGCCACCUGUUUGGACAAACUCAAUGGAUAUGACUGCAUCUGCCCUCCUGGACUGAAAGGAAUACACUGCCAGUCAAAUUUAUCAUGGUGUCAAGAUCCCAACCCAUGUCUAAAUGGUAACUGUACAGAUGUAAGAGAUGAUUUUACCUGCAGCUGUGAAAAAGGUUUUGAAGGAGAUAGGUGUGAAAUAGAUAUCAAUGAGUGUGUAAACUCAUCUCAACUUUGUGGUCAAAAUUCUGUUUGUCUGGAUCUGCCAGGUGGCUUCAAGUGUCAAUGUAAUGAUGACUACACUGGGGAACGCUGUAGCACAAGAAUUGAUGAUUGCGAGCAAAACUCAUGUCUGAAUGGUGGUACGUGUGUAGAUGGUGUGCGAUCUUUCACCUGUAAGUGCAUCAAAGGCUUUUAUGGGGACAGAUGUGAACAAGGCCAAGAUAUCAAUGAGUGCAGAACACUGGACCGUCCCUGUCCAGUAGGACAAGACUGCAUCAACACUUUGGGAAGCUAUGCAUGUCAUUGCCCUAUAGGAUAUAUAGGCCCAGCUUGUGAAAUUAAUAUUGAUGAUUGCAAACCUUCAGUUUGUCAGCACGGAGGAAAGUGUAUUGACAAAGUGAAUGACUAUGAGUGCGAUUGUUGUUCAGGAUGGAGUGGCAGAAACUGCUCACAGUUUAAUAGUGAAGACGAUGUCUGUGGUUGUGAUCAGGGAUUAUGUGAAUGCAACAAGGAAACUCAGACCACUUUUUGUGUCUGUUUUGAGGGGUUUGAAGGUGACAAAUGUGCAACUAACACCACAGAAAAGGAAAUACUGAGAUUAGCAGCUGAAGCAAAGAAAAGAGAAAAUGAAAGACUGAGUAAGGAAAAAGCUUCCAGGAACAGAAAUAUUGGUAUUGCAGUGGCAUUCUCUGUCUUGGGUUUAUUAGCAGGAGCUGCAGCAAUGUGGUUCUACAUGAAAAGGAAGUCUGAAAAACCCAAGGCAGAAAGGUUUGGGUUUGAUGGCGUGGAGGACGUAAAUUAUGCUGGUGGAGAAAUGAUGUACACCAAUCCCGCUUACAGCACACAUGGAGAUGAAGGCACUGAUAACAAUUAAAAAGAGAAACUCUGAAGAGUAAUAAGAUCUAAUUUUCAGCACUGGUGUGCCUCUUAAUUUGUUUUUUUAAGCACAAGUAUGAUCUUAAAAUUUGAAGGUUGUAAACAAUUUAAAUAUUAACUUGUUGACAAAGAAGGCUAUUGUAUGUGUAGUCUGUCAUUAGGGACUUUAAGCAAACCACGACGGCUACGGUAACGAGAACGUGGAAAAACAAUAGAUCUAAUUGGCAGAACAAUAGCCCAGCACGUGCGUUUUCAAACUUUGUACAUUUCUUAGCCGUCCUUUGCAAAACAACAUAUUUUAAUCGGCGUCUUCCGUGGAGUUGCCGUCCUUACUGCUUAAAGUCCCUAUUGUUAUGAAAGUUUGACAAAAUUUUGUUUUACCCAUUUGCUCUGUAUAGUUAACUUAAAUGAGUACUAAUGGCAGAAAUUUUUGGGUCAAUGCGUACAUGCAAAGUGGAGCACCAUAAAUUUAAUGGAUACAUUUAUUUUUUCAACUUGCCAUGCAGUAUUGCUGAAACUCUUAAAGUGUUGUUCCAUUUAUUGUUAGUGUUAUCAACACCUUGCAUAAGAUACAUGUGCAACAAGUUUCAUUUUGUAACUUCUCAAUAUCCAAGGAGAUUUCAUUUGUUGAAGCUGAGAAAGUAGAGUAGAAAACCCCCCUUACUCCAAUUUCCAAGGGAAACAGAAAAUGCAUCAAGUUAUCAGGGAUUCGGGUUAGCUUAUAGUGAAUGACUGAAAAAUGGGGCCAAGAAAAACAGGUUUGUGUUUGAGUUACGGAAGGGUUUGAGUUAACUAAGUUGAGGUAGGUGGGUUGCUACUGUGUAAAUGAACAUCAUGUCGUUCAGGAAAAACUUGACUUUCAAUUAAGUUAAACUGCUUUUGUGUAGUAGUGUGUUGAAAGUGAAUGAAAAUCUCCCGAGUACCAGAGACCCAGAUAUUCUGAUGAAUCUUAAACCUGGCUGAUGAGUGCUAGUAAUGAGCGAUAUGCUUAAAUAAGUGAUAACCAUGCAUUUCAGCGAGGUGAUAAUGAACUUAAUCAAUCCUUGUCACAGUUGCUGCAUCUUGAAAUAUUUAGGCAAAAAGGUUUUAACUGCCUCAUGCAGGUUUGACUUAUUUUAAUGUUGCUCCUUUCAAGAAGAUUUACAUGUGAUUUUUAUCAGUUAUUAAUUAAAGUAAUGCUUCUAUUAGAAAAGUAUUAUUAAAAAAAAAACUCGUUUCCUACUUUUUACUUUAAGUUAAACUUUUUAUACUAGCACAACACAAGUUUUUGUUGUAUGUGGAAUCAUAUUCCUACUAGCCACUGUAUUAGUAAUACUUAGAGAGUCAAGUUGAACUUAUUUUUUAGCAUUUUAUACAAAAUGUAGCAGUCAACUUUAGGUUAAGUAGUGUUGAAACUAUUUAUUGUCUUUGAUAAAGAAAAAGGAUUGUCCUUAACUUCAAGAGAAGUCUGUGCAUUUGUAAGAGAUUUCAUUGAAUUAGUUCUCACAAACAAGGAUGUAGUGGAUGGAAGAUUGUGAUCACUGGAUGAUCACAACUAAGUUGAUGUUCAGAGUUUUAAGGGAACCAUACAUACAUACAUUUCAAAGCAUAUUUUAUGAUGACAUAACUGCAUACAAGUAUGCAGACAUUACCAGAAAACUCAGGAAGCACACUGGUUACAACUUUUCUUUGCAUCCAACAAUUCUCAAUGACUGUCUCCGAAAAAAAAAAAAAAUGUUUAUUAAUGAUAAUGAAAACAAUAAAGAAAUUGCAAUCUUUGUAUGUUAGAA
Molecule: messenger RNA, 5955 nt
Organism: Stylophora pistillata
Lineage: Eukaryota; Metazoa; Cnidaria; Anthozoa; Scleractinia; Pocilloporidae
Biological process (GO): Notch signaling pathway; axon guidance; cell communication
Cellular component (GO): plasma membrane; cell surface; signaling receptor complex
Molecular function (GO): calcium ion binding
Source: RefSeq, a predicted model, not a curated record